Podarcis muralis (Common wall lizard) is the source of this 507-nucleotide messenger RNA. RefSeq names its product NADH:ubiquinone oxidoreductase subunit B3 (gene NDUFB3). The record is from RefSeq and is a predicted model, not a curated record. Gene Ontology annotation, cellular component: mitochondrion; respiratory chain complex I. Lineage: Eukaryota; Metazoa; Chordata; Lepidosauria; Squamata; Lacertidae. Gene Ontology annotation, biological process: electron transport chain; mitochondrial respiratory chain complex I assembly.
UUCUUUCCUUAGGCGGAACCUCUUGAGCUGGGUUAGGUUUCCCUGACGAGCUUGGCAAGAGAGGACUGGCUUCCGCUUCCGGUUAGGCUCCCUGAAGUCCUGCUGAAAGGGGUCACCGAGCCUCCAGAAGCAUGGGGCAUGGUCAUGAGCAUGGACCGGUCAAAGUGGAAUACCCUGAUCCAAAAGUAUGGAAGGUAGAGGGGACUCCCUUACAGGAUAUCCAAGAAAGGUUGGCUCGGCGUGGUCUGAAGGAUCCAUGGCUUCGCAACGAAGCCUGGAGGUAUAUGGGCACCUUUGCAAAACCUGUCACUAUCAUGGACGUUCUCCGCAAAGGAUUCAAAUGGGGAUUCACAGCCUUUGUGGUAGCUCUUGCGGUUGAGUAUACGUUGUUCCCUCCAAAGAAGGAUAAGGGCCAGCACUGAGGAUCCUCUCUUCCAAGCUACAAAUCAAUUGCUGUGUUCUGACUUUGCAUGAAAAGAUGCAUAUUAAAAUUCUUCAAAAAGGGCA